AUGGCUGCAGAAAAGAUUUCGCUGUACAAUCUUGCCGAUCUUAAGAACACGGCCGACGAUGCGAUUCCCAACUACCUCAAUUCUCUAAAAUUCAAGCAGACACAUUUCCUGAGCGACGUGCGACUAGGACUGGGAUACACUGCGUUCAUAAUCUGCGCGGCAUGUUUCGCAUGGGACUACAAGCUGGGCUUUGAGGACACCAAGAUCUAUACAACCAUCGCAGUGGCCCUCUACACGCUUCUAAAUGGUGCUCUGACAUUCUGGAUGAUGUUUGUGGAGAAGGGCGUUGUAUACCAAGGGACUGCGCCGUCUGGAGAAAAGAUCACAGUAGUCAGCACAACGAAGAAGCUGGAUCCCACAUAUAGACUCUCCAUUACCGUUACAGACAAAUCCGCCAAAUCCCACAUCAUCGAGGUGGCCAAGCCAUUUGCCUCCUUCUUCGACGAGAGCGGCUACUUUGUGGCCGUGCCAUUCCAGCAGAUCCUGGCCACAGCAGUCCCCGUCAUCGGCAAGGUGGACCCCAGACGUAUCAAGUCAGAGUCCCAGGACAUGCUGAAUGCGAACCCUGAACUGCUGGAUGCGAUUCUGGCGGCGAACAAUGGCGCAGCCACGGGCGUAGAUGCAUCAGAAGGUGGGAGGCAGCGGAAAGUAUAA
Molecule: messenger RNA, 654 nt
Organism: Trichoderma gamsii
Lineage: Eukaryota; Fungi; Ascomycota; Sordariomycetes; Hypocreales; Hypocreaceae
Exons: 3
Coding region: 1-654 (217 amino acids)
Biological process (GO): protein targeting to ER
Cellular component (GO): signal peptidase complex; membrane
Source: RefSeq, a predicted model, not a curated record